Messenger RNA from Neltuma alba, 5478 nucleotides. RefSeq lists its product as uncharacterized. Gene Ontology annotation, biological process: lipid biosynthetic process; response to oxidative stress. The transcript has 2 exons. Bases 1 to 5478 code for a protein of 1825 amino acids. Lineage: Eukaryota; Viridiplantae; Streptophyta; Magnoliopsida; Fabales; Fabaceae. Gene Ontology annotation, molecular function: heme binding; phosphopantetheine binding; catalase activity. The record is from RefSeq and is a predicted model, not a curated record.
AUGAGUAGCUAUUUGAAGUACUGGGGAACUCAUUUUGUCACUCAAAACAAAAGUCUCUACACUUGGAUUAAUGAAGAAGGGGUUGUGAUGGGCCAAAGGACCUAUGGAGAGCUUUACUCAAAUGCCAAUUAUAUUGCUCAAAAGCUCUUAACGAGUCAAAAACCAGUUAUCAAACCUGGAGACAGGGUUUUAAUGAUCUACGUCCCUGGUUUAGACUUCGUUGAUGCCUUCUUUGGAUGUCUAAGAGCUAAAGUCAUACCAGUUCCCGUUCUUCCCCCAGACCCAAUGCAAAGAAGUGGGCAAGCACUUAUGAAGAUUGAAACUAUUGCUAAAUCAUGUGGCACAGUAGCAAUUUUGUCAACAACAGCUUAUCAUUCCGCUGUCCGUGCAGGGUCGGUGAAAAAUUUAAUCUCACUAAGCGGAAAAGGUGGGAAUGCUUCAGCUCGGUGGCCUAAUCUUCCAUGGCUACACACUGAUUCGUGGGUCAAGAACUUCAAGAACCUGAGUAUGGAAUGCCUAGCUGAUCAGUCUGAACCCCAACCUAAUGAUAUCUGUUUUUUGCAAUUCACAUCAGGAUCGACUGGCGAUGCUAAAGGAGUAAUGAUAACUCAUGGGGGGCUCAUUCAUAAUGUGAAGUUGAUGCGAAGACAAUAUAAAAGCACCUCAAAAACAGUACUAGUGAGCUGGCUUCCUCAGUAUCAUGACAUGGGGCUUAUUGGCGGACUCUUCACAUCUCUUGUUAGUGGUGGUAUGGCUAUUCUCUUCUCUCCAAUGACAUUUAUCAAGAAGCCACUUUUAUGGCUUGAAACUAUCAGCAAGUAUCAAGCAACUCAUAGCGCUGGCCCUAACUUUGCUUUCGAGUUAUUGAUUCGAAGGUUGGAGUGUGACAAAGAUAAACUUCAGAAUUUAGACCUUUCGUCUAUGAUUUUUCUCAUGGUUGCAGCGGAGCCAGUGAGACAAAGGACUUUGAAAAGAUUUAUUGAACUAACCAGUCCUUUUGGCUUAUCUCGGGAGGUGACAGCUCCCGGAUAUGGCUUAGCAGAAAAUUGUGUGUUUGUUUGUUGUGCAUUUGGAGAAGGUUACCCUAUUAUUGUUGAUUGGCAAGCAAGAGUUUGCUGCGGGUAUGUUCACCCAGGAGAUGCCGAUAUGGACAUUAAAAUAGUUGACCCAGAGACUGGUGAAGAGCUUCAAGAAGAUGGAAAGGAGGGAGAAAUAUGGAUUAGUAGUCCAAGUGCAGGAAUAGGAUACUGGGGGAAGGAAGAAUUGAGUCAAAAAACUUUCAGGAAUAAGCUUCAAAAUCAUCCUGGACGUAACUACACAAGAACUGGAGAUUUGGGACGUAUAAUAGAGCAGAAGUUGUUUAUCACUGGCAGAAUCAAGGAUCUUAUCAUUGUUGCUGGAAGAAAUAUUUACUCAGCAGAUGUUGAGAAAACAGUUGAAAGCUCAUGUGAGCUUCUUCGUCCAGGGUGUUGUGCUGUCAUUGGAGUCCCUGAGGAAAUUCUAUCAGCGAAGGGAAUUUCCGUUCCAGAUGGUUCCGACCAGGUUGGCCUUGUCGUGAUUGCAGAAGUAAAAGACGGAAAACCAGUAGGCAAAGAUGUGAUCCAGCAAAUUCAGACUCGUGUGGCAGAGGAACAUGGAGUCACUGUUGCUUCAGUCAAGUUAGUCAAGCCUAGAACCAUUAGUAAAACGACCUCAGGAAAGAUCAAGAGAUUUGAAUGCUUAAAGCAAUUUAUAGAUGGAUCGUUGAACUUUGCACCACAACCACUUUUGACAAAGAAAACAUUAGUACGAUCAUUCACUACAGGAACAUGCAGGGAAGGAUAUACGCCUCGACCCCAACUAGUGUCAAAUAAAAAUCUAAGCGCUUCAAGAAUCAGCAACAAACAAAUUGUGGAAUUCUUGAAGGGGCUUAUUUCUGAGCAGACAGGUGUUCCAAUUGACAACAUCUCACUUACAGACAACCUAGCAUCAUAUGGAAUUGACUCAAUAGGUGUGGUCAAAGCAACUCAAAAGCUCUCUGAUUUCCUGGGAGUGCCCGUGGCAGCUAUCGAUGUCUUCACUGCGUCUUGCAUUCAAGAGUUGGCUAAUUUCUCAGAGAAUCUUCUAUUGAAGUCUCAACCUCAACUUGUGAAUAAUCUAUCCCAUGUUGCAGAACUGGAGAUUGAUUCUUCUGAAUUGGUUGUCGAUGUUACCAGAUCUCGCCAAUUUGGUAUUCGUUUCCUCCAGAUCCUAGCACUCAUUUAUGUGUCUAUCAUUCUAGUUUUUCCCGCAUAUUUAUCGAUCACUGCCUUUUUGGGCUUCAUCCAAAGUGUUAGUAAAUCAGUAGAUGGGAUAUGCUGGUUAAAUUAUUUAAUUUCCUUGAGUUUUGCGCCUCUUGCUUGGAUCCUUUGCAUUGUUUCCACCUGUGUUUGCAUUUCAUUGUUCGGGACUUCUCUCCUGAGGCCAAAUUAUACCCUUGCCCCUGAAAUUUCCAUUUAUUCUGUGGAUUUCAUCAAGUGGUGGGCACUUUAUAAAAUGCAAGAAAUCUCUUCGAAAGUUCUGGCGGUACAUCUUAGAGGUACAGUAUUCCUGAAAUAUUGGUUUGAGGUGCUUGGCGCAAGAAUUGGACCUGGAGUUUUGCUGGAUACAGUUGACAUCACAGACCCAUCUCUAGUUUCAAUUGGAGAUACGGUUGUUAUUGCAGAAGGAGCUUUGCUCCAAAGCCAUGAGGUGAAGAAUGGACUUGUCAGUUUCUUGCCUAUUAGGAUCGGCAAAGGUUCUUCCAUUGGGCCUUAUGCUGUUUUACAAAAAGGAAGUAUUGUUGGAGAAGGCAUUGAGGUGCAACCUCUGCAAAACGUUGAAGCGGGCCAACAUGUGCUCAAAACGACAAGGCCUAAAAAUGUUUGUAAGAAUGCGGUCCUGCCUGUUGAUGCCAGUGAAGUUGAAUCUACUGUUAUUAACCAUUUCGUUGGAAUCUAUCUGGUUGGUUUUCUGAAUUCCCUUGCUGCUGCUAUUGUCUACUUCUUGUACAUAAGGUUCUUCUCAAAACUCCCAUCAUUUCAACACUUCUCAUUUAUUUGCUUAUCUGGGGCCUUCCAUUGGAUACCAUUUACCAUCAUAGCAUAUGCUACCAUGUUUUCUUCUGUCCCAUCAAGUUCCAUUAUAUUCGCCAUUUCAUUUUCAUGUGGCUACUUGCUUCAUGGUCUUAUCCUCAGCUCUCUCACUUGCUUUUUAACUCGACUCCUGGCAUGUAGUCGAAACCAAACCCAUUUCAAAAUCUGGCUUCGACAUAGAAUCACCAUUGUUUGCCACCUUAGAUUUGCAAAGCUUUUAACAGGAACAGAAGCCUUUUGCGUGUAUUUACGUCUCUUAGGUGCCAAAAUUGGCAAGCACUGUUCUAUCAGAGCCAUCAACCCUGUUUCAAACCCAAAAUUAAUGUCAAUUGGUACCGGGGCCCAUCUUGGUGAUUUUUGUCGGAUAAUUACCGGGUUCCAUUCUUCUAAUGGGUAUCUCAGUGAAGAAGUCAAGAUUCAGGAUAACUCAGUUGUUGGGAGUCAAAGCCUGAUCCUCCCUGGUUCAACUAUUCAAAAGAAUGUCAUUUUGGGUGCACUUUCAAUUGCUCCAACGAAUUCCACGCUCCAAGAGGGCGGUGUGUACAUUGGAUCUCAAACCCGAGUUGCUAGUAGAAACUCUAUAAAUGCAUUGGAUGAACGGAUAGAGGAGAUGGACAUGGGAUACAAGAAAUUAGUGUCCAAUUUGGCUGCAAAUUUGGCUGCGACAACUUUGAAAGCUAAAGCAAGAUAUUUUCAUCGCAUUGGGGUUAGCGGAAAGGGAUACCUAAAACUAUACAACAAGAUAGAAGGCCUUCCUCUACACAAGAUUUUUCAGCCGGGAAAAAGAUACGCAAUCAUUGUUAGGCACAGCAAUAGUUUGAGUGCUGAUGACGAUGCAAGGAUCGAUGCUCGCGGUGCAGCUUUAAAGAUACUCUCUGAAGGACCUACUUGUGAGUGUCCUCUUUAUGACUUAACACUUAAAACAGGCCCUGCAUUCUAUGCUCGCACUAUUGCUGAUUUCACACACUGGCUUGUUUGUGGGCUUGAUGCAAGAAAGGAGUUUGUCAAGCGACUCCCACAUGUUCGUGACGCAGUAUGGAAUUCUCUUCGGCAUGCUAACUCUUACACCGAAUUGCAUUACUACUCAAACUUCUGUCGGCUAAUCCGCUUUACAGAUGGACAGGCAAUGUAUGUGAAGUUCAAGUUGCGGCCUUAUGACAAGAGUAUUAGUGAAGAUUCAGGCAAGGUAAAGCCAAAAGAUAUACUUCCACCGGAGACAGGUGCUAUUCCGAGGGAUGAAAAUGAUACACGCCCUUUACUUUUUCUUGCUGACGAAUUUCAGAAACGCGUGAAUUCUCCAAGUGGGGUUCAAUACAUUCUUCAAGUACAACUCCAACCAAUACCAGAUAAUGAAGCCUCUCGUGAAGUUGUGCUAGACUGCACUAAACCAUGGGAUGAGGAUAAGUUCCCAUACAUUGAUGUUGGAGAGAUAAAUAUUAAUCAAAUACUUCCUGCUGAAGAAUCAGAGAGACUAGAUUUUAAUCCCUAUCUUCGAAGCCAUGAACUCGACGUCAUCCGUGCUACUUCAAGCUCCCAAAGUGCUUCUAUUGAUCAUGGUCGUUCCUUGGUCUAUGAGAUUAGUCAGAAGCUAAGAAAUAAAGAGCCGCUCCCAGAGGCCUUAAGGAGCUUUAUUGAGGAAUCUGAUGUGAAGAUAGAUCUAUCAAAUUGUCCCACGGCAACACCGACGGCACAAAAAAACAUGUUGCAAGAAGUGAGCUUGACCAGAACAUGGUAUCAAACCUUGUCAGCAAUUUUCAUUCAACCAUUGCUACAAACCGGUUUACCUUAUUUAGUGGUGGGCUUAGCAAUUUUUGGUCCUCUGAAUUGGGUUGUUCAACAAAAAAACGCCAAAAAACUGCCAGUCCAUUGGUUGCUUCCUUUGUGUUGGCUUCUCUCAGGUAUUGUGGCAGCAUUGGCAUGUGUUGUUGCCAAAUACGUGCUUGUGGGAAGGAAGAAAGCAGGUGAAACGGUGGCCAUAUGGAGUCAAAGGGUAACAAUGGAUAGCACAUGGCAGGCCAUUAGAACUAUGGUUGGAGAUUAUUUUAUGGACAUGACUAGUGGUUCAUAUUGGUUUGUGGUGUGGAUGAAGUUGAUGGGCGCAGAGGUCGAAACAGAUCGUGAGGCCUACGUGGACAGCACAGGAGUAUUGAUGAACCCUGAAAUGGUGAAGAUUGGGAAUGGAGCAUGUGUGGGAAGAGAAGCUCUGCUCUUUGGGCACAUAUAUGAAGGAGAAGGCGGGAUGGUGAAGUUCGGGGAGAUCAACAUCGGAGAAGACGCAUUUGUAGGAAGUAGAGCUGUCGUGAUGCCCGGCGUGCAAGUGGAGAAUGAGGGUAGCCUCAGCACACUCUCUCUUGCCAUGAAAGGAGAAAUCAUCAGGUCUAAAUAA